Messenger RNA from Helobdella robusta, 1578 nucleotides. RefSeq lists its product as hypothetical. Lineage: Eukaryota; Metazoa; Annelida; Clitellata; Rhynchobdellida; Glossiphoniidae. Gene Ontology annotation, cellular component: membrane. The transcript has a single exon. The coding region runs from base 1 to 1578 and encodes 525 amino acids. The record is from RefSeq and is a predicted model, not a curated record. Gene Ontology annotation, biological process: G protein-coupled receptor signaling pathway. Gene Ontology annotation, molecular function: G protein-coupled receptor activity.
AUGCCAUCAAACGAAACGUUGACCGAUUACAACCUGCAAAUGAUCUUGAUGUCCAUGACCUCUCCAGCGGAAGUGGUGUCAACAGACGAGCAGGACAACAACGUGGUCACUGAUGUCGCUCCACCUGGCGAUCGAAGUUGUGACGCCAUGAGGACUAACAGCGAGAGUGUCAUCGUAUCUUUGAAGAUCUUCAUCUGUCUUUCCGUUGUUUUCAUCAUUGUCGGAUUGGUCGGCAACUUCAUCAGCCUUGCCGUCUUCACGUCACGUGACAUGAGGAAAAUCUCAUCCAACGUUUAUUUGCUCCUGUUGGCUCUUUCAGAUUCCAUCUACCUAAUUUCCAUUUUUUUCCGUAAAACGUUAGCCAUCUUCAAAUGCUGGGGCAUCAUUGAUUGGAACUAUGAUGCCCUGACGCACAGCAGAGCAAGUUGUAUGACUACGCUGUUCUUCGUCGACCUGGCCUCCAACUGUUCCAGCAUCUUAAUUUUGCUCUUCACCAUUGAAAGAUUCUGGGCAGUCUACUUUCCAGUUCAUUUCAAAGAGUUUUGUAACGUACGCAGAUCUUCCUAUGCUGGUUUAUUAUCAUUAGUUUUCAUUUUACUGACCACGCUACCGACGCAUGUGGCGUUGAUUGAUUUGAACACCACUUACAACAUUUGCUCGGUCGUUCAAACGAGCUCAGGCGUAUUCAUUACAGUCGAGAAUAUUGUCUACAGAGUAGUUCCAGCCUUCAUAAUUAUAGUUUUCAACAGUUUCAUCAUCAUCAGAGUUGCACAGAUCACAAAAACCAGAAACAAGAGAAGAACUGCAUCGGCUUCAGUUGCGAGGAAUAACGCGGUGACUACAACGGUGAGCAGCCACAAAAAUGACAUUUAUUGUAAGAAAGAUUUUCAAAACAAUUUAGGAUGUAAAAACAUUUCUAAAUUCAAGAAAAUUUCUGUCUUGAGACCUCCGCAACAAACUCAAGACAUUGAGAUGGAACAACUGCACGACAACAAAAACAACUGCGUUGAAGAAAACGACCGUAUCGAAAGCAACAAUAUUGUAAACAAUAUAAAAACAAACAACAACCACAACAAUGACGCAACAAACAACAAAAUGAACCAACAACAACAGAUGACAGCAGACGAGUUGACACCGCAUCAACAAAAACCACUCUCACCAGUUGAGCCGAAGCACGAACCGCAGCCUCACGUGCAACAAAUCGAACGCAAACGCAAACGCAAGGAAGACAAAAGUUUGCAGUUGACAAUAACUCUCAUUUUAGUUUCCAGCACGUACCUCAUCGCAUUUCUUCCAAGUUUCAUUUAUAGCAUUUUUGACACGUUGUCACUGAAUGGUUACCUCAGCAUACACAAAAGUGUCCGCAGAAUGGCAAAAAACUACACGGACCUCCUCUUCAUGACAGCGUUUGCAAAUAAUUUUUUCCUCUACACACUCAGCGGUAGAAUAUUCAGAGAACAGAUUAAGAAAAUGUUUUGCUUCAAGAGAUGCUGUGAAGCUGGUGUGUCGGAAGGAGCGUGCAACAGGAAGAACAUGACCACCACCCACAUGUCUGAAGUGCCAAGCAAGCCCAUCUAG